This is a messenger RNA of Gasterosteus aculeatus aculeatus (three-spined stickleback), 1006 nucleotides long. It is a transcript of the gene mesd, whose product is annotated as mesoderm development LRP chaperone. The record is from RefSeq and is a predicted model, not a curated record. Lineage: Eukaryota; Metazoa; Chordata; Actinopteri; Perciformes; Gasterosteidae. Gene Ontology annotation, biological process: protein folding.
AUGACGAGUCACCAUCUGUAAACAUGGCGUCUGACUUCAGGUGGAGACGUGUAACGCUAGUGCUCCUCCUGUGCACACAUGUAUUUUGUAUAUUAGCUAGUGACACAGCCAAAGAAAAGCCAAAGAAAAAGAAGGACAUUCGAGACUAUAACGAUGCAGAUAUGGCCCGGCUGCUGGAACAAUGGGAGGAGGAUGACGACAUUGAGGAAGGGGACCUGCCAGAGCACAAGAGAUCUCCUCCCCCUAUCGACUUUGCCAAGGUUGACCCCUCCAAGCCGGAAGAGCUGCUCAAGAUGUCCAAGAAGGGAAAGACUCUCAUGGUGUUUGCUACGGUGUCAGGAGAUCCCACCGAGAAAGAGACAGAAGAGAUCACAGGCCUGUGGCAGGGAAGUCUCUUCAACGCCAACUUUGAUAUUCAGAGGUUCGUGGUGGGCUCCAACAGGGUGAUCUUCAUGCUGCGGGACGGCAGUGUGGCCUGGGAGGUCAAAGACUUCCUCGUGGGCCAGGAGCGCUGCAUGGAUGUUACCGUGGAGGGACAGGUGUUCCCCGGGAAGGCUGCCGAGAAGCAUGAUGCCAAAUACCAGCCCCAGAAUGGAGUCAACACCAAGAAGAAGCCCAAGAAGAAGACUGAGACCAAGCCCAACUUAGAGGGGAACAGUGCCAGGCCUCUGAAACGGGAGCUCUGAUGGGAAGAGACCUUCGACAUGCAUACAGUGACAGUCUGUCAGCAAAAAGCUCUUGAGGGAGUGAGUGGACUGAUGAGCACAGUAGGCGAGACUCUCCUCCGCUUCUCCCUCAAUAAGUUGCAGAAUUGAACGAGCUUUUUCAGAUCUGUUGUAAAUCAAUGCUGGUUUCUUUACAUGUUUUGUUUUGUUCAAAUAUGAUCGGUACUUCACAUGAGACAUGUUUGAUCACAUGCAGCAGCAUUUCACACAAGAUCCUAAAGUCGCAUCUACAUUUUCUUUGAUUUUUCACUGAAUAUGAAAAUAAACCAUUUUUACUACAA